Molecule: messenger RNA, 1948 nt
Organism: Frieseomelitta varia
Lineage: Eukaryota; Metazoa; Arthropoda; Insecta; Hymenoptera; Apidae
Product: protein yellow
Exons: 6
Coding region: 16-1629 (537 amino acids)
Cellular component (GO): extracellular region
Source: RefSeq, a predicted model, not a curated record
UCAACGGCGAGAUCAAUGGUAACCUUUGGCAAAAAGUUACCACGCCACGAUCUGCAAAACACGUUCCCCGAGGGUGUAGCCGUGAAUGUCACGAAGAAUCGUUCGAUUCGCUAUCGCGUACACUGUUGCGCAAUAUGCCGAUUUUCUACCAUAUGCUCGCGCCCUGUCUCUCGGACCACUAGGAUCCUAGUCGAUGCAAGGAAAUUAGAUCAGUUGGUGUUCAGACAGCGGGACUUGGUACACGCUUGUCGGACGGGCUUGCAGUUAGUUCGAACUGAGUGCACGACCUCACUGAAUGAGAUUGGUGUUUCGGUUUCUUUAGACUUUCUUGGUCUAAGCUCGAGGAUUUACACAUCGAGCCUUGACUCGAAAUCACUCGUGCAUCGUAGGAUGCAGCUGAUCAUCCUCCUAGUGGAGCUGCUCUGCGCUUCAGCGACCGCGGAGAUCCUAGAAACCAUAGCCCAAUGGCCGUUGUUGGACUUCGCCCUCCCGUACGAACGAGAAUUCCUCAAUCAGUAUCGUCCAGAGAACGUGGUGCCCACCGGGAUCGAGAUUGGCUGGGACAGGAUCUUCGUCAGCGUACCGAGAUUGCGAGCCGGCAUCCCGGCGACAUUGAACUACAUCCCGAGGAAUCUUCCGUUGGAGAGCAGCCCGCAACUCCAUGCUUACCCAUCCUGGGACUGGCACGCCGCCGGACGAGGCGACCUGAACUGCUCCACGUUGAUCUCCGUGUACAGGACGAAGCUGGACAAGUGUGAUCGGCUGUGGGUCGUCGACAGCGGCGUGAUGACGUCGAUCGAAGACUUCAGGCCAGUUUGCCCACCGAAGAUAAUGGUCUUCGACUCGAAAACCAAUCAACUGACGCGACAGUUCACGUUCCCGCGAGAGGUUCUGAGACCGAACACGCUGCUGACAAACAUGAUCAUCGACGACACCGCUGCAACUACUUGCGACGAUGUAUUCCUUUAUAUAUCUGACACCACUGGACCUGGUAUGCUGGUGUUCGACGGCGCGACGGAGAGAAGUUGGCGAGUGGUGCACGCGACCAUGUAUCCCCAUCCGGAUUUCUCGACUUAUCGGAUUGGUAGCGACACGUUCGAAUUGUUGGACGGGGUCGUUGGCCUGGGGUUCUCCGCCAGACUCGGGACCGUUUACUAUCAACCGUUGGCGACCGAUCGUCUGUUCAGCGUGCCAACAACUGCGCUUCAAGCGGGUCCUCCAUCGUUUGGCGAGCAACUGCCUGUGACCCUAGUGGGUAAAAAAUCCAGUCAAGGUCUCGCUCUGGCCGUCGACCCUCGAGACGAUACGAUUCUGUUUUCCCCGCUUACUGAAACAGCCAUCGCCGCCUGGCAACCGCAGACCAAUAGACAGAGGAUUUUAGCUUACAACCCGGAGAAGCUUCAGUUCGUUGCUGAGAUACGAUGCACAGAACGUGAUGACGGCAACUAUUGGCUGCUGAGCACCAGGUUUCAAAAGUUCUUCAGACAGGAGGUGAACGCGCGCGACAUCAACAUUCGAUUAAUGAGGCUGGUACCAAUGCAGUAUCCGAAACAUCCGACAAACAUUCUCAAUUCGUUCAGUCAGCCUUACUUCCCGCCACAGUUCUACAACAACACGAUAGGAUUCUAGAUAGAAAACUAAGUAAUAACCGGAGAAUCGUGUCAUUUACAUACGUACACACGUCGACAGGAGAUUUUCCACGAGACUCAAGAAAUCGAUGAAGCGUCAUAAAUUUUUAUCGAACUAAAAAAAAGAGAAGAAGAAAAUGACGUCGCUUGCGUGGAAUAAAAUGGCAAUUUUACAAAUCACAUUCGACGAAAGAAAAUAGAUAGGACGCUGUUAAAAAAUUUCGAGAUAGAUGCACGUUAGAAAGUAGUAGGAGAUCGUAGUGAAUCAUUUGUAAAGCGCAGCAUUGUAUGGUGAAAAAAUAGAAAUAUUUUGUAUUUUC